GUGUGCUGAAUGUCAUAUUGACUAGGACAGUUUGCAUGAUGACAUUGUGGCAAAAUGAUGUUAAAUAAACCAUAAAAUUGCAUUUUUGGGGUAAAACUGCUGAGCCAUUUUCGAUUUUAUUCAUCAGUGCACAUGAGUGCCUACAGGCUGCAGCAACUCAAGGGUCAUAUUUUGCCUGAAAAUAAGAUCACAGCCAUAGCAGGCUCAGCCAGUCCUCUGACCACUCAUGUGCUGAACACUGCAAUGGGUAUCCCUGGCUCCAACAUGGCCCUCAGCCUCUAUCGACAAGACCCCUCCACUAAUGCCUGGAGUUUGAUAACAGCUGGGACCACUAAUGAGGAUGGACGUUGCCCAGGACUCAUCACAAAACAAAUAUUUACAUCUGGUGUGUAUAAAAUUUGUUUUGACACUGCUCAGUACUGGGAGAGUAUUGGAGAGACCUGCUUUUACCCGUAUGUUGAGAUUGCUUUCACCAUAAAAGACCCUGGCCAAAAGUACCAUGUUCCUCUGCUCCUGAGCCGUUUCUCUUAUAGUACGUACAGAGGAAGUUAGAGAUCAAGUGUGAUGAACCUCUUGAAGCUAUCUAUCAGGCAGAGGCAACUCCAGAACAUUCAUCUCAGCAGCAGAUGAACUGUCACGCCUAUUGAAAAGACACAAUGCUCCAUUUGAAUGAUUCAUCAAUUUUAACAAUAAUCAAAAAUCACUAUAACUAUUUUUUUUGCAAUUAAACAACCUAUUAAAUAAGUUAUGUGUUGUCAAA
This is a messenger RNA of Micropterus salmoides (largemouth bass), 760 nucleotides long. It is a transcript of the gene uraha, whose product is annotated as urate (5-hydroxyiso-) hydrolase a. Gene Ontology annotation, biological process: purine nucleobase metabolic process. The record is from RefSeq and is a predicted model, not a curated record. NCBI's taxonomy places the organism in Eukaryota, Metazoa, Chordata, Actinopteri, Centrarchiformes, Centrarchidae. Gene Ontology annotation, molecular function: hydroxyisourate hydrolase activity. The transcript is spliced from 4 exons. The coding region runs from base 133 to 552 and encodes 139 amino acids.